Molecule: messenger RNA, 2652 nt
Organism: Amoebophrya sp. A120
Lineage: Eukaryota; Dinophyceae; Syndiniales; Amoebophryaceae
Source: the annotation of a GenBank genome assembly
UGGAGGAAUGACAGGGGCGGAAAGACGAGCCGUUUUCUUCGAAAAGAAAGGCCUCAGAGCGCUGAUUCUGCCUGCGAACAAGAUGAAUGACGAGGAGGCGCGACGAGGAAGUAGACUUUCGUCGAAGGUGAGUGUUGUAGAAGCCCUUAUGAUAUCCACCAGUAUCAAGUACCAGUACCGGAAUCCAAAACCUGGCGUUUCCGCAAACAUUUUCAAUUCCAACCGCGGCCACUGUGUUCGCCGCGACUUCGCGUCCGACCUGGUUUGCGAGUGUUUUCCCCCCUACAGAGGGCCGGUCUGUGAGUUUUUGGAUCUCCCGAGGAAGACUAGCACGGCGAAAAAUAGUAAAGGGAUGAAUCAACACGUCGAAAAGAACUACUACAGCGAUGCAGGUCCUCAACAUGAAGAGACCGAACGACGCAACUUCGUCCAUUACACGGUCGACUCUGCGCACCUGGACGAGCUCCGGUUUGCUUUGCACAAUCUGUGGGAGUUCUUCAAUAAGCAACACGACUACCCGGUCUUGCUCUUUCACGACGACUCGUUUUCUGAAGCAGAAUUCGACACGCUGACCGUAGAAAUUCUACCACGACAGCAGAACCGGGUCUGGUUGUAUCUGAUGGAGAAACCCAACCACAUCGGCGUCCACAAUUGGGAGAGCAGCACGGCGAAGGGGCACAAAACCGCUGCCCACCACUCGAAGGCCGGGUACGCGGAACAGGCACGGUUCCGGGCCUUUCCGCUCUUCAAGCACCCGGCGGUGGAGAAAAGAUUCAAGUUUAUGGGGUUCUCAAACGUUACAUUCUCAACUGUUACAUGAUUUGUCAUGCUGCAAAAACACUAUCGCUCUGCACGUGCACACGAUCAAUUCUCGACGCGCUAGAUACCAUUAUAAUCUGCUCCAAACCUGUAAUGAAAAAGGGCCAAUCUUUUCCCUUUCACUUUUGCCAUUCUUGCAUGACAAAUUUCAUGUAACAGUUGAGACUGUAACGUUUGAGAACGCCAUAAAGUUCGCCUGGGGGUUAGAUACCGACAGCUACUUUCCAAGGGAAGUGGAAGCGGAUGUGUUUCCUCCAGUAGAAUCGGAUCAAGGUUCAUCCGAUAGUAGUCGAGAAAGAACCCCCAAAGCAGGAGCCGCCCCCGCACCAGUCCACCUUGGCUACAAGUACAUUACGCGGUCGACCCCGGCCAACAGCCAGAAUCUGUACGCGUGGUUACAGAUGUUCCUGCAAACGCAGCCGGUUUGGAUGCAAAACAAAUUCUUGCUGUGGCCGAGCCGGAUGUCGGGGAUGGCGGUUGCUGGUAAUAAAGGAUCAACAGGAGAGUCGAAUUCGAGACCAACCGCAGAAGAUGUUGGUAGAAGUUCGACACCAUCCUUUAUGUCUUCGCCCCUCCUCUCCGCCGAUAUCGCUCUGGCCAUGAACGAAACCUUAGCGGCGUGGAACGACGGCAGCAUCGCGUUUCUUCCGGAAAACCGUCUGAAAGCGACUGAGCAAGCGUUAGCGAUGGUCUUGGAGCACGUUGUGUCCACUUCGAACCUCCAAGCAGGUACUACUGGUAGUGCAGAUGAUGAUGAACGUGAACCUCAACCUCCGGCAGAAGAUAAUUUCCGUGGUAGUACUUCUACCCCCUCGUUCCAGGAACAUCAACUACAACCAGAUAGAAGUAGUACAACCGAGCCCCUGUACCAAAAGCUCUUGAUCACCUUGCCGGAGUACCCGCUGGGCUUUACCUGGUCGCUCGGCGUCGUGAUGACCGACUUAUGAACUGCAAAAGUAUCGUACUCGUAUAAAUGCAUUACAAAUUUUCCCAGCAUGAGAAAUAAAAUAUGUCAUGCGGAUUUACUUCAAGAAAAAAAUUUGUAAUGCCUAACUGCAAUUACUACGAGCACGAUACUUUUGCAAAGCAUACGACUGUGAGAUAGUGGAUGUGGAGUACAUCACGGGUCGACGAGGGGUAGGCGGGUAUCCACUGCAAAUAUGUCUGAGUCUGGAAGAAUGCAACUUGUGAUGCUACCACGGAACUCGAAAAAAAUCUGUAAUGCACGAGCAGCAAGAGCAUUCCAGUUUUUGCUACGUGGACAGGGCAUUUGUCAUGCGGGAUAGGCAUCAAGACGCUCUCAGAAAGUCUGUGAUGCUCUGGCGUACAUCACAGACAUCAUGGCUCAUGCAACACCUGCAUGACAAACCUCGCAAGCUUCCAGACCCAGACAUAUUUGCAAUGCAUAUAGAAGGGGAUGAAGAUGCAAGAGUAACUGCCCCUAAAAGGAUGAAUACCUACGAGCAAUUUUUCCACUACGUCGACUCUCUCCAGGGCCAGAUCAAGCACCGCUGGGGCGACCACGCGGUCCGCGCUUUGGGCAUGGCGGUUUCGCUUUACCCGGAGGAGAUUGCGAGGAACAGAACCUUAUCCUGGGAGAUGAAGUCUGUUCCGUAUGCGCACCAAGCGUACUGCGACUGCGGAGACAAGGAGAAGUUCAAAUGUGUGAAAAUUUGGGACCGGAAGAGAUGGGUGGGGAAUCAGGUUCCGGACACACUGUUGGCCACGUGGGGAAAAAUUUUGGAAGCGGGGACGAACAGAAAGUGGACGGUGGACGGAGAAAACCUUGGCAAGAAAAAACUCUUCACGUGCGUGCCGGUUGGCGGUGGGUGA